AUGGCAGAAGAAUACUCGGGCGGAAGCCCAGAAGCCGAUCACCUCGUCGUGCUCGUGCACGGGCUAUGGGGAAAUCCCAACCACAUGGCGUCUGUCGCCAAAGCCCUACGAGCACAAUACCCCCCCGAGCAGGUCUACAUCCUCCUCGCAAAACGCAACAGCGGGUCUUUCACGUAUGAUGGCAUCGAACUUGGCGGCGAGCGCGUGUGUGUCGAGAUCGAGGAGGAGCUGGAAGUGAUCAAGAGCAAAGGGGGCAACAUCAAAAAAAUCAGCAUCGUGGGGUAUUCCCUUGGUGGGCUUGUCGCGAGGUAUGCGAUCGGCCUGCUCUUCGCGCGGGGCGUCCUAGACGGGCUCGAGUGCAUGAACUUCACGGCGUUCGCCAGCCCCUUCCUCGGCGUACGGACACCACUGCGCGGGUGGGCGAACCAGGUGUGGAACGUCCUAGGCGCGCGGACGCUCUGCAUGUCGGGCCGCCAGCUCUUCGGCAUCGACAAGUUCCGCGAUACGGGCAAACCCCUCAUCUCGGUGCUGGCCGACCCCAACUCCAUUUUCAUGUCCGGGCUCGCCAAGUUCAAGCGCCACACCCUCUACACCAACAUCACCAACGACCGCAGCGCCGUCUACUACACCACGGGCAUCACCAAAACCGACCCCUACACGGACCUCUCCAAAGUCACGGUGCGCUACCUCCCCGGCUGGGAGGACGUGAUCCUGGACCCGGCCGAACCCGUCUCGAGCACCCCACCACCGCCACCAAGCGAACCGGAAACCCUGCAGAUGAGCGUCGAGAAAUGGGCCAAGCGCGUGCCCUUCAUCGCGGCGCUGGCGCUGUUCAUCCCGCUCGGGGUGGUCGCCUUCCUGAUCAACUCGGCCAUCCAGACGGUGCGGUCGUCGCGGCGGGUGCGGCUGCACGAGCGCGGCCUGGCCGGCAUCCGCGUGCAGGACUUCCGCGUCAACCUGUGGAUUAAGGAGAUUCGCGAGGCGGUGGAAGACGCCUAUGAGAAUUUGAGCAGCUCCCAGAAUCAGGCGUAUCUGGUCGGUGAUGGUGAUGAUGAUGAUGGGUCGUUGUCGGGCUCGGGUUCGGCGGGGGAGGAUGAGGAGAAUGGGGAGCCGGAUGGGGAGGGGGGUGCGAGGAAGAUCCUCGCGCUGGAGCGGAAGCGGUCGCGCACGCAGGAGGGCGGGUUCCCGACGCUGGCGCUGGCGGGGUAUCAGUUUGCGGCGAUCGAGGCGCUGGAUAAGUUGGGGUGGAGGAAGUAUCCGGUGUGGAUUCACAAGCACCGCCAUAGCCAUGCGGCUAUCAUUGUGAGGACGGAGAAGGAGGGGAAAACGUCCAAGUAUUUCGACAACCCCCUCACGACAGUCGUCCCCCGCCGCUCGACCCGGUCCUCCACCCUCGCACGGUUCGCCUGGGCUGGCGCAAACGAGAGCUCCGCGGCAGGCCCUAGCAACAGUAAUGAUGGGCCGGAGGUGACACUGGGCUCCGACAUUGAAGAUGCCGUCAAGCCGAGGCCAGCGCGCAAGCGCAAGCGAACCGAGACAGUAACCCAGUCAACUCCUCGGCGAGUGUCAGCGAGAACGGCAAAGGUCGAAAUCAAAGCCGAGAUCAAGUCCGAGGCCAAGUCCAAGAUCAAGUCAGAAGAACCUCAGCUCCGACGACGAGAAGCCAGAAACCAAGCCCAAACCCCGCGGCCGCGUGCGCAAGCCCGCGCGCAAAAGAUGCGCCUCACGGGCGCCGCAGCCAACGCAGCGGUGGACACCAUGGGGUGCGAGCGGCUCGCCCUGCCCGGCGCCAGCGCCCGCGACCGGCGCUUCCACACGCUCGUCGCCUUGAUGCUGUCGAGCCAGACCAAGGACACGGUCAACGCCGCCGCCAUGGCCCGCCUGCAGAACGAGCUGCCGCCGCACACACCCGGAGCUCCGCCGGGCCUGAACCUGGAAAACAUGCUGGCCCGUCGACCCCGGCCGUGCUCCAACGAGCUGAUUCGGGAAGGUCGGUUUUUCGACAACAACAAGACAAAGGUAUGUAUAUACGGACCCCCUAGACCCCCCUCCCCUCCCCCACAAGCUGCCACUAACCCCCACCCUCCCUCCUCCUUACUAAACAGAUACCUCAAAACCACCGCGGCCCUCCUCCGCGACAACUUCAACUCGGACAUCCCGCCCACCAUCGCGGGGCUCACCUCCCUCCCCGGCGUCGGCCCCAAGAUGGCGCACCUCUGCAUGAGCGCGCCCAACGGGUGGAACCGGGUCGAGGGCAUCGGCGUCGACGUGCACGUGCACCGCAUCACCAACCUGUGGGGCUGGCAGGCGCCGGCCUCGCGCACCCCCGAGGAGACGCGCGCCGCGCUCGAAUCGUGGCUGCCGCGCGACCGCUGGAGGGAGAUUAAUUGGCUGCUGGUGGGGCUGGGGCAGUCGGUUUGUUUGCCGGUGGGCAGGAGGUGUGGGGAUUGUGAGGUGGGGUUGCGGGGGCUGUGUAAGAGUGCGGAUAGGGCGAAGGUGGCGGAGGGGAAGAGGAGGAGGGGGGAGGAUGGGGGGAAGGUGGAAGGGGGGGUGAAGACGGAGGUGAAGAGGGAGGAGGUGGUGGUGGAGGGGGAUGGGGGGACAGUGGGCGAGGUGAAAGAGGAGGUGAAGGAGACGGUGGAGGAGGAUGUGGAAAUGGAAGUGAAGAGGCAGGUGAAGGAGGAAGAAGAGUUGGGAGAGGAGAUGGAAGAGGAAGUGAAAGGGGAAGUGAAGGAGGAGGAUGUAAAGGAGGUGGAGGAAGAGGAGGUGAAGGACGAGGUUGUAAAGGUAGAGGGGGAGAGAGUAGUGGGAGCGAAAAAGGAAGAAAGCGAGGAGAAGACGGCGCUAGAAGUGAAAAAAGAAGAGGGAGAGGCGGCGGUCGACGAGGAUAAAGCGCGAUUGGGAAGCCCCCAGGUGAAGGAGGAGGAGCUAUAG
This is a messenger RNA of Chaetomium globosum CBS 148.51, 2934 nucleotides long. RefSeq lists its product as uncharacterized. The transcript has 4 exons. Gene Ontology annotation, biological process: base-excision repair; base-excision repair, AP site formation; nucleotide-excision repair. The record is from RefSeq and is a predicted model, not a curated record. Gene Ontology annotation, cellular component: nucleus. NCBI's taxonomy places the organism in Eukaryota, Fungi, Ascomycota, Sordariomycetes, Sordariales, Chaetomiaceae. Gene Ontology annotation, molecular function: DNA-(apurinic or apyrimidinic site) endonuclease activity; DNA binding; oxidized pyrimidine nucleobase lesion DNA N-glycosylase activity. The coding region runs from base 1 to 2934 and encodes 977 amino acids.